This is a messenger RNA of Rhopalosiphum padi (bird cherry-oat aphid), 2321 nucleotides long. RefSeq lists its product as uncharacterized. NCBI's taxonomy places the organism in Eukaryota, Metazoa, Arthropoda, Insecta, Hemiptera, Aphididae. The coding region runs from base 951 to 1880 and encodes 309 amino acids. The transcript is spliced from 2 exons. The record is from RefSeq and is a predicted model, not a curated record.
AAGCAUCUGUGCUCUUUCUCGUAUACCCUCCAAUCGGUAUUCUACCUAAAAGUCCGGCGAACAAAAGUCCGGUAAAAAAAGACCCGCGAAAAAAAGUCCGAUGUAAUAAAAGUCCGGCUAACAAAAGUCCAGUUUAUUUAUUAUCAGUUUAGUUUAUCGUUUGUAGGCGACUUUAUUAAGUUGGGUCACCUAAUACUAUUAUCUUUCAGUAUUAGCCAUUAUAGGAAUAUAAUCUUUAUUACCUAUAUGUUAUAGAUGAUCGCUUUAAAUGAAAAGUCACACAUUAUCUUUACUUAUUUUUCAUUUAAAAUUGAAUUACCCUGGAUAAAUGCUCAGUCGAUGUUUUGUAUCGUAAACGCUGUAACCGUACAUUUUGUGAAAUCAUUAAUAAUAAAUCAUUAUACAUUUUUUAAAUCCAAAUCUUGUGAAAAUGAGUGAAAUAUUUAAAUUAAAAACAAAAGGUGAUAAUAUAAAUAAAAUAGUAUUCGGGGGAUACUCGAACACAAUACAACAUAAACAAAGAAAUAAUUUACGAUAGAAAUGUAGCAUGAAAAUGAAAUGCGAGUAUGAUGCAGUGUUAUGUACAUCAAACGACAUUUCUAAUCCUAAAUUAAUAAAACAACACAAUCAUGCAAGCGAUAAGAAUAUAUCGGAAGUAGAACAGUUCAAAUGCAACAUAAAAAAUCAUGCUAAAUUAUCAUACGAUAAACCAAGUCAGAUUUUUGCCGAGGCGGUUAGUGGUCUUCCGGAUGAAAUUUUAAUGAAUAUACCUAAUAAAAAUUCUGUUAAGCGUGUUAUUCAAAAGCAACGUAGCAAUUUAAAUCCUCCCAAACCUACCUACUUGCUUAGAAGAUUAAAAAAUUGAAGGCGAUUGGUCAUUAUAUGAAGAAAAACAAUUUUUAUUAUCCGACAACAUGGAUUUAAACCACUAAAGAGUUAUCAUUUUCGCUAUGGAUGAAGGACUUCGUAUUUUAGCAGAGGCAAGUACUUGGUAUUGUGACGGAAAUUUUAAUCUCAGUCUUAAGCAUUUUAUGCAAUUAUACGUUAUAAGAGUCCCAAAAAAUGAUUUUUUUAUUACUGCUGUAUAUUGUUUGUUAGAACGUAAGACAACUUCAAAUUAUGAAACAAUGUUUAAAAUAAUUAUUGAAAAAUGUGAAGAGCAAAAUUUGUUUCCUGACCCCAGGUUUCUGCAUAUAGAUUUCGAAAAAGCAGUAAUUACAGCGGCUUCUAAUAUUUUUGGUUCGGAAUUAGAAAUUAGAGGGUGCUUUUAUUAUAUAUGCCAGAGUACAUUUCGCAAAAUCCAGGAUUUAGGUUUACAAAACAUUUAUAUGAAUGAUGACAAAUUUAGUCAUUUUUGUUCGAUGAUUGAUAGUUUGGCAUUCUUACCCCUUGAACGGGUGCACGAAGGAAUGGAUUUUUUAAAACAAACAAGCAUUUCUGAAGCGCAUGAUUUGUUGAGUUACUUUGACACCACAUAUGUUAAUGGUUCAUAUAGGAGAGUUGGUGCUGGUAUGAACAUAAAAUUAAGAAAAACUAAUCCUUUAUUCCUACCAAAAACAUGGAAUGUCUUUGAAGCCACAUUAAAUAGUGAAAACAGAACUAACAAUAUAUGUGAAGCAUGGAACAACCGCUUCACACACUUGGUAGGUCAUAGUCAUCCAACAAUAUGGGUGCUAAUUAAAAAAAUCAAGUUAGACUUUGGAGCCGAUAGGACAAAAAUAGCAUUAAGCAGUACAGGACAAACCAUGAAAAAAUCAAAAAUGAAUCAAAAAAACAUCAGGCUUGAAACAUUAUGCAAGCGAAUUCAUAACUCCGAGCUAAGUGUUGAAGAGUUUUUAUCUCAAGUGGGACAUAAUAUUAGGACACGGCCAAGGUUAUAAACCUGAUUUGCCUAAAAAAUAACCCCAUAUGCAAUUUUACCAAGAAAUUUAUUUACAUUUUUUUUUAUUUAUAUGUAUAUAUUAUUGACCGUAAUUGAAAAUAUUGACUAUUAGAGUUUAUAAAAUAUUCAUAUACACGUAUUUAUUAGAAUAUACAUUUUAGUUUUGAAUAUUAUACAAUUAUUAUUAUUUAAAAUCUUACAAAAUCGCAUAUGGGGUUAUUUUUUCGGGGGUUAUUUUUUCGCGAUACCAGGUUAAGGAUAUAGAUUUUUCAUUCUGAAUUCAAAUGUAAUAAUUGUAUUAUAAAUUAUUGCUAUUAUUUUUAAUAACAUCAAUGUUUUCUUGUACGACAUGAAAUUUUAUUUUUAUUUAAAAGUAACAAUCAAUCUGACCAAAAAAUUAUAAUGUCAUAUUUUAUGUAAUAUUUUAAUUUUUAUUGUA